Messenger RNA from Bursaphelenchus okinawaensis, 2899 nucleotides. The record is from the annotation of a GenBank genome assembly. NCBI's taxonomy places the organism in Eukaryota, Metazoa, Nematoda, Chromadorea, Rhabditida, Aphelenchoididae.
AUGGGAGCGGCUGGCGUUUGUUUGUAAGAAUUUCGAAUUUUAUUCAUUCUUGUGUUUUCAUACUUGAUAUUGACUGACAACUGUGGCCGGAACAAUUUUGACAGAUUUCCUGCUUUUUUGAGCUCGUAUGAUUAAUCACCCUUUCACACCUUGACUUGUUGCAGAGUGUGGGAUCGCUAGUUUCGCCGGAAUGGUCAGAGCCUUACUUAGACACCGAGGCCGUCUCGCAGCUUCAGAAGCUUUUUCAAACCUUGUACAUUGGAGAGUCGACUGGAGGGUUGUACGCCUUGAACUCCUACAUUUCUCAAGAAUAUGACAGACUUACCUCUAUUCGACCAAUGCUGGAUGGACCGAGAGAUGACGUAGGUUUUAAAUAGAAAGGCUUGAUUAGGCAGUCUUUAACUUGUUAUUAAUAACCAAUUGUAGAAAGCUAUACAAAGAGCUGACGAGAACAACGUGUACAUGAAUGUGAAGUGGAUUUUGGGGCAUCAUGAGAUUCCCGAGCUGCUGAUCAAGUCUUUAAUAGCACCUAAUUCCGAACAUAACCGUGUACCAUGGAUUCCUUAUGUUAAGGAUAACCAGGAUGUAAAAGAAAGGAUAGGUGGUAGUGGCAUAGUCGCACCUAACUACAGCAAGUACGCCAUAUCACACGACGACACCGACUUUGACUGGAGUCAUCUGUUCCAACAGGCAUGGAAGAAGAAUCCUUACGUGGUAACCUUGUUCUUGGGCGGCGUUAUCCUUCUGCUAUUGUAUGCUGCGUUUUUGUAUGGACAACAGGUAGGUUGGUCUUGAGUAAUACCAUUUUCUUAGAGAGUCACAAAUCAGAUUCUGUCGAGUCGUGGAGAGAUUCAUUCUGGUGGCAGUAGUACCCGCAACACUUUGUCUGCUCCUGGUGCUCUUGAGGAUGAAGGGUCAGCUAAUGGACCAAAAGAAAUAGGAAAACUAGCUUUUGACAGUCGGAAAAUACUCGGAAUGGGAUGUGCUGGAACCACCGUGUUUAAGUAAGUCGAGGAGUGUUGUGAUUACUGUAUUUUUAUAUGAGUACAUACAUAUGAUACAUGAUUAUUUGCUUUUAGGGGAACAUUUGAUGGACGUGAAGUGGCGGUUAAACGGGUACUGACUAGCCAGUUUAAGCUUGUAGAAAGAGAAUUAGAAUUGUUAAGGAAAAGUGAUGCUCACAAAAAUGUUAUACGAUAUUUUUGCUCAGUAAGUUUAGUUAAUAUUUGGAUAAACUUUCAUUAUUGUAAUAUUUUAUCAAAAUUACCGUAUUUUACAAAGUAAGUAAUUAUUUUGUUUUAGGAACGGGAUGACAAUUUCCAUUACAUUGCACUUGAACUGUGCGAAUGCACAUUGAGUGAUUAUGUGCGACUAAAAGACAGACGCGACAAGUAUACUUCUCAUGUCUUGGAUAUUCUAAAGCAAGCUACUGAAGGCGUAUCUCAUUUGCACUCAAUCUCUAUCGUUCAUAGGGACUUAAAGCCUCAGAAUAUUUUAUUGUCAACGCUAAAUGUUAAAGGACAUGUAAGAGUGAAGAUAUCCGACUUUGGAUUGUGCAAACAGGUCAAGUUGGGGCACGCUUCUAUAUCAAAAGUCUCCGGGUUGGUCGGAACAGAAGGAUGGAUUGCUCCUGAAGCUAUCAACAAUGCCAGUCCGAGUGUGGUAGGUGUCUAGAUUUACCUUUUUAUGGUUAAACUUUGUUGUAUAAUGUAAUUUGUAAAUUAUUUUUACUUUAGACUUAUUCGGUGGAUGUCUUCUCGUUGGGAUGUAUAUUCUACUACGUUUUAUCAGAGGGAAAACAUCCGUUUGGAGAGAGAAAUGACGUCAGACACGUUAACAUCUACAGUGGAAAGUUCAAUCUGGAACACUUGGUACAGAAGGAGGACUAUGUAGCCAUGAAUGCCAUCGAAAAAAUGGUCGAAAUGGAGCCAAAGCAACGACCGACGUCUCACGCCGUUCUGUGUCAUCCGAUAUUCUGGUCGAAUGAACGACAAUUAAGGUUCUUUUCGGUCGGUUUUCUUUUUUUUUUACUGUCGUACUGUAAAUUACUGUUAGAAAAAGAGUUUAACAAAACUUUGUUUCCAGGAUGUGAGCGACAGAAUCGAGAAAGAAGAUGAAACUUCUGAAAUCGUCCGAUGUCUGGAGAUGAACAGUUACAGGGUAGUGUCCAGUAACUGGAACGCCAAAUUGUCGUUUUCUGUUCAACAAGGUCAGUUUAUACCCAAAAAAUUUAAAUAAAAUUGGCUUUGUAUCUAAUCGGAAUUGCUUUAGAUCUUCGAAACCACCGCUCAUACAAAGGACAUUCGGUUAAAGACUUGCUACGAGCGAUCAGAAACAAGAAGAAUCACUACCAAGAGUUGCCGAUCGAAGUGCGACAAGAAUACGGGUCCAUUCCAGAUGAGUACAUGCGAUACUUCACCAGCCGGUUUCCUUAUGUAAGCAGUUUAAUGGUCUGAAAACUAUAGACUUAUUCGGUGGAAUUGUUAUAUUAUUGUGUAUUGUAAUAUCUUUAAACUACUCAUUUUCUGUUUUUUAGCUGCUGAUCCACGUGUUCAAAGUGAUGGCGUUAUGUGCAGAUGAGAGUGCAUUCGUAUCCUACUAUCCACUGGAAUCUCGAUCUUUUUGUGGUCGAGUACUACAAGAACAACUUCUGGAUGAAUUCUGUAUUCAAGGAUCCCCCAAGCGCACGAUACUACACAAAACUGUACAAUCUAGUGUACCAGCUCCAUCAAUAAGACAUCCUCCAGGAUUCGCGCCUGCUACAGUGACCGUAACUACAACUGCUGUCGCAGAUAACAAAGCACGCAGAAGGCGACGGAAGAAGCCAUCUAUGAUGGCAUUGGCGUCGACUCUGGAUCCAGACAUGGACGAUGCUGGAGACGCACAGUACGAUGACUAG